UACACAGAAGUACACAGAAGAUCACUGUGUAGUGAAAAGAAUGGAUAAAAAACCUAAUAAUCUCGAAUUCCCAGAUGUCAAAGACUACUUGGUCAAAGGUGACAGGUUCACAAAAUGGACAGAGGAUUCAUCCAAGACAUCGGUUGUCACCAUGAAAAUGGACUCAAAGGGCUACUACCUUUACUGGGUUAAUCAGAGCAGGGAGACAACAUUCCUGGAUGUUGCCACUAUUCGAGACACAAGAGCAGGAAAAUAUGCCAAGCUUCCAAAGAAUCCUAAGGUUCGCAAUGUGUUCAACAUGGACUUCCCCGACAGUCACCAUUUAGCCAAAACCUUGACAAUUGUGUCAGGCCUUGACACAGUCAACUUAACAUACCACAACUUCUUUGCUUACAAGGAAAAUGUAUCACAGGACUGGGCCACAGAUAUCCUGGCAAUAGUCUACAACACUCUGAGGAAUAAUGCAUGCAGACAAAUCUUCCUGGACAAAAUCUAUGUCUGGAUCUCCUUACAAACCAACAAGGAUGGCAAGAUCCCAGUCAAGAAUAUCUACAAGAUGUUCCCUGCAGACAAGAAGAGAGUGGAGAGUGCCCUGAGUGCAGCCCACCUCCCUAAAGGAAAGGGAGACACAAUGAAGGCUGACGUCUUUACUGAAGCUGCAUUCAAAACCUUCCUGAUGAAUCUGUGUCCCAGGCCUGAAAUCUACGAAAUAUUCACUACUUACUCAACAAAGCCCUACAUGACAAAGGAGAAUCUGACCAAGUUUGUCAACGAGAAGCAGCGUGACUCACGGCUGAACGAGGAGCUCUUCCCUCCAAUGCGCCCUGAGCAGGUGAAAAACAUCAUCGAGAAGUACGAGCCGUGCUCCUCCAACGCUAACCGAGGUCAGAUUUCUCCAGAGGGCCUCCUGUUCUACCUGAUGGGACCUGAAACAUCUGUGGUGCUACUGCAGAAGCUUUCCAAGUGUCACGAUAUGACCCAGCCCCUGCCUCACUACCUAGUAAAAUCAUCCCACAACACCUACCUCACAGCGGGCCAGUUCUCAGGCGUCUCAUCUCCCGAGAUGUACCGGCAGUGCCUGCUGGCCGGGUGCCGCUGCCUGGAGCUGGACUGCUGGAAAGGCAAGCCCCCCGAGGAAGAGCCAAUCAUCACCCACGGCUUCACCAUGACCACCGAGAUUCUCUUUAAGGACGUGAUUGAGGCUAUCGCGGAGAGUGCCUUCAAGACCUCUCCAUAUCCCGUCAUACUGUCCUUUGAGAACCAUGUUGACUCAGUCAAACAGCAAGAGAAGAUGGCCAACUACUGCAAGACCAUUUUUGGAGAUGCCCUGCUUACUGAACCUCUGGAGAAUUAUCCACUCAAGCCAGGCCAUCAAAUCCCAAGCCCAUCUGAGAUGAUGGGAAAGAUCCUGAUCAAGAACAAAAAGAACAGUGCGGCCAAACAGGAACCAGAGGCCCCCAAGAAGACUGCAGACCAGCCACAAGACCAAGCUGACCAAAACCAAACUGAACCAAAUCAACCUGACCCAAACCAAACUGAACCAAAUCAAACUGAACCAAAUCAAACUGAACCAAAUCAAACUGACGCAAGCGAAGCUGACCCAAACCAAACUGACCCCACCCAAACUGACCCAAAUCAAACUGGCCCCACCCAAACUGACUCCAACCAAACAGUCACCCAGGAGAGUCAAGAGGGGGAGGUACACGAUGACCAUGAGGAGCAUGACGACAAUGAUGAGCAAGAUGAGGAGAAGAUGAAGAACUCGGAUGAGGGAACAGCGGGGCAGGAAGUGACAGCCUAUGAAGCAAUGUCUGCCUUGGUCAAUUACAUUCAGCCCAAUAAGUUCAUCUCCUUCGAGAAUGCUAAAAAGAAGAACCGGAGCUACGCAAUCUCUUCUUUUGUGGAAACCAAAGGGGGAGAUCUGAUUGCCAAGUCAGCAGUGGAGUUUGUGGAAUACAACAAGAGGCAGAUGAGCAGGAUCUACCCCAAGGGCACCAGAAUGGAUUCAUCUAACUACAGUCCUCAGCCUUUCUGGACUGCUGGCUGUCAAAUGGUGGCACUUAACUACCAAACUAUGGAUUUUCCCAUGCAGCUGAACAUGGCCCUGUUUGAGUUCAACGGGAGGACAGGGUACCUACUUAAACAUGACCUCCUGCGUCGAAGUGACAAGAAGUUUGAUCCCCACACUGAGAGGUUUGACACCAUCAUCGCCAGCACGCUAACAAUAAAGAUCUACUCGGGCCAGUUCCUGUCGGACAAGAACGUGAAGACGGGCGUGGAAGUGGAGAUCAUUGGCUUGCCUAAAGACCCCAAACGCAAGUUCCGGACAAAGUGGUCGGCCACCGCUAAUGCCAUCAACCCUGUGUGGAAUGAGGAGCCCUUUGUCUUUGAGAAGAUCCUGUUGCCCGAGAUGGCCUCCCUCAGGAUGGUGGUCCAUGAGGAGAGUGGGAAGUUCCUGGGACACAGGAUAAUUCCCAUCGAUGCCAUACAGCCAGGUUUCCAUCACAUCUGCCUGCGCACUGAAAGCAACAUGCCUCUCACUCUCCCGUCUAUCUUUGUGUAUAUUGACAUUAAGGACUACAUUCCGGCAGCUUUUGCAGAUUUCACUGAUGCCUUAUUCAACCCAACCAAGACUGAGAAACCCUCAAAGCCCCAUGAGGAGUACGUGUCACCAUUUGAGUUGCCCCCUGUUACCCCUGUAGUCAAGGUGGAGGAGCAAUCAGCAGACCCAGUCACACAGCUAGAUGCUGAGACUCCUGCAGGUGAUGCACCUGCUCCAGAUGCUGAGACUCCUGCAGGUGAUGUACCUGCCCCAGAUGCUGAGACUCCUGCAGCUGAUGCACCUGCCCCAGAUGCUGAGACUCCUGCAGAUGAUGCACCUGCCCCAGAUGGUGACUCUCCUAUAGAAGAUACCCCUGCCCAAGAUACUGAGGCCCCUUCAGAUGAUCCCCCUGCCAAAGAUGGUGAUGCUCCUGCGGAAGGUUCCUCUGCCCAAGAUGGUGAUGCUCCUGCAGAUAAUGUACCUGCUCCAGAUGCUGAGGCUCCUACAGAUGCCCCUGCCAAAGAUGGUGAGGCCCCUGCAGAAGAUACCCCUGCCCAAGAUGGUGAUGCUCCUGCAGAUAAUGUACCUGCUCCAGAUGCUGAGGCUCCUACAGAUGCCCCUGCCAAAGAUGGUGAGGCCCCUGCAGAAGAUACCCCUGCCCAAGAUGGUGAUGCUCCUGCAGAUAAUGUACCUGCUCCAGAUGCUGAGGCUCCUGCAGAUGCCCCUGCCAAAGAUGGUGAGGCCCCUGCAGAAGAUACCCCUGCCCAAGAUGGUGAUGCUCCUGCAGAUGAUGUACCUGCUCCAGAUGCUGAGGCUCCUGCAGAUGCCCCUGCCAAAGAUGGUGAGGCCCCUGCAGAAGAUACCCCUGCCCAAGAUGGUGAUACUCCUGCAGAUGAUACUCCUGCCCAAGAUGGUGAUACUCCUGUAGAUGCCGCUGCUGUCCCUUCCCUCAACACUGAUCCCCCCUCUGACCCUGCUAAACCUCAAGUAACUGAGGAAGCAUCCAAAGAUUCUGGCCCAGAACCAUCUUCUGUGACACUGGAUGAGUUGAAACAACACAAGAGCUUUGUGAAAGUCAUAAAAAAAUACGAGAAAGAGAUCCGAGAGAUGGAGAAGAAAUUUCAGAAGAAGGCAGAUGACCUAAUACUCAAAUACAAGGAGUCGUUUAAAUCUCUCAAGAAGAAGUCCUCUGGGAAGAGGAAAGAGAGUGGCGGUGACUCAACCCCUGUUCCUGACAAGGCUGUGGAACUGAAGGCUAAGCUACUGGUGGAGCUGAAAACGCUAUGGGAGGGGCAGUACGAUCUUCUGAAGAAGAAGAAGGAACAGCACGCCACUGAGCAAUUAACGAAGCUGCUGGAUCUGGCUGCAGAGAAGCAUGCCAAAGAAACACAGGCACUGGAGAGAGUGAAGAAGGACAAAAAUGGUGGUUCUGGUACUGCUGAGGAUGGUGACCAGUCAACAAAUGUUGAAGCACUGGGGAGGAAGCAGGCCGCUACCCUGGAGCAGAUCAAAGACCAGACUAACCAGCUCAACCACGAGAUCCUCUCAGAACAUGAGAAGAAGACGAGUUCACUCCCUGCCAGCGUCCGAGAUGCUGUCAACGGUUGUGUGAGUCCAAAUUUCCCUGAGCUGGUGGACCAACCCAGCCCAGACAAGGAAGAUGGAGAUCAGUCAGGGGGAGUAUUCAGGGGGUAGGGAUCUGCUCUCUGACUGCUGUCUACCUGGAAUGACAAAAGAUGACACUGUCCUCAGAUGGUUUCAUUGUGCAAUUCAACUUCUGGGGCAAAAGUUGCUUUGAGGUUAAACCAGCGCUAGUAA
This is a messenger RNA of Anguilla anguilla (European eel), 4360 nucleotides long. It is a transcript of the gene plcb2, whose product is annotated as phospholipase C, beta 2. Gene Ontology annotation, molecular function: calcium ion binding; phosphatidylinositol-4,5-bisphosphate phospholipase C activity. Lineage: Eukaryota; Metazoa; Chordata; Actinopteri; Anguilliformes; Anguillidae. The transcript has 31 exons. The record is from RefSeq and is a predicted model, not a curated record. Gene Ontology annotation, biological process: phosphatidylinositol-mediated signaling; lipid catabolic process. The coding region runs from base 41 to 4237 and encodes 1398 amino acids.